This is a messenger RNA of Ostrea edulis (European flat oyster), 1585 nucleotides long. RefSeq names its product NF-kappa-B inhibitor alpha-like. The transcript has 2 exons. Gene Ontology annotation, molecular function: protein binding. The record is from RefSeq and is a predicted model, not a curated record. Bases 148 to 1152 code for a protein of 334 amino acids. NCBI's taxonomy places the organism in Eukaryota, Metazoa, Mollusca, Bivalvia, Ostreida, Ostreidae.
AAAUGAAUGCAUUAUGUACAACCCGGGAUUUUUUUUUAUCAUCAUUAUCCUGAAUAGCUAUUAAGUGAGUAUUUUCACAUUUCUGAAUAUAGUGGGUAUGUAUAUAACCUGAUAAAUACUAAUAGCAAUGCAUUUCGAUCAGCAACUAUGACGCGCACAAGAAACAAAACAAUGGCAACGGCACCCAAGAAAUUAGAAAACGAAGAAGAGGUUUUCAAUAGCUUGGAAACGGACUGCCCUUACCGAACACACAGUGUACUUCGAGAAGAUUCUGGAUUUCAUUCCGGUCCCUUCAAAGAUAGUCUACCUGACAGAGGAGAUGAGACAAGUCACCUGAAGAAAAUUAAGGAACUGGGAGAAAAAAUGGAAUGUGUUGAACUAGAGGAAAAGAUGGAGUGUGCUGAUGUUGGUGUCUACUUUAACAGUUUGGAAAUGGCCAAAUCUGAAGAAAACCAACACUCUGUCAAAACUGUUUUGUCUCUUUUAGAACAGGACAAGGAUGGAGACACAUCGCUUCAUUUGGCAAUUAUUCACGAAUCGACCAAAGCCGCAAUGGUCAUGAUUUUCCUUGUGUCUAAUCUAGACUCUGAAUUGUUAGAUAUCCCCAAUAUGCUGUUACAGACUCCCUUACAUCUAGCUGUUCUCUUAAGAUCUGUGGAGCUUGUUGACAUUCUUAUUCACUGUGGCGCCGAUUUUGAAUGUCGCGAUCUCCAUGGAAACACACCUUUACAUGUCGCUUGUUACCAUGGUUAUGACGACAUCGUGAUGUGUUUUUUGAAGUUUGCUAAUGGAUCACAGACUGCACCCAGUUCAAUUCGAGGGAUAAAUGACCGGAACUACGAUGGUCAAACGUGUCUCCACCUAUCAACAGUUAAUACCAGUCUUCCCGUGGUCAAACUAUUGACGAUGUACGGAGCAGACGUUAAUGCACGUGACGGAAAGAGCGGGAAAACCAUACUGCACUAUGCUGCAGAAACUGGAAACACCAUUUUACUGGAUUAUGUUUUACAGUUACGGGGCGUUGACGUCAAUAGUCGAUCAUACGCUGGCCAGACUCCCACAACGCUUGCACGAGGAAGAGGUUAUUGGGAUAUCUUAACAGCGCUGAAGAAGUAUGGCGGGAAAGAAUUUGAAGACUAUGAAGACACUUAAUUGAACACUUUAAAUCAAGACACCACAAAUAAAGAGACAGACAUUUUAGAGAGGCAUUGUAUGAAUGUAGUUUAUAAAGCACCAUCUUCGCAAGCCAAGUGUCCGAUUCGCUAAUCGGACACUUGGCUUGCGAUAAAGCACAUGUAUGUAAUUAUUAUACGAGUAUUUGAAAUACAGCGCAUAUUGAAUGCAAAUUGUAUAACAAAUUGUAAUAUUGAUGUUCUGCUUACAUUCUUGAAGUUUUUCACACAGCAAACCUUUCUACACUUGAUCAAUCCUAUUUUGAAAUAUUACACGGGAAUUUGAGCUUUGUUGAAAUACAUGUAUAUGUGCUACCGUGUAUACCCGGACGUAGAAUGUCUAUACAUUGUCAGUGUACUAAUACGAAGUGUGAAGUAGGAAGUGUAUGUAAAUAAAUGUUUAUUUCAAAAUG